This is a messenger RNA of Xyrauchen texanus (razorback sucker), 6205 nucleotides long. Its product is annotated as transcription factor MafG-like. Gene Ontology annotation, biological process: regulation of transcription by RNA polymerase II; regulation of epidermal cell differentiation. The transcript has 3 exons. Lineage: Eukaryota; Metazoa; Chordata; Actinopteri; Cypriniformes; Catostomidae. Bases 222 to 779 code for a protein of 185 amino acids. Gene Ontology annotation, molecular function: DNA-binding transcription factor activity, RNA polymerase II-specific; RNA polymerase II cis-regulatory region sequence-specific DNA binding. Gene Ontology annotation, cellular component: nucleus. The record is from RefSeq and is a predicted model, not a curated record.
UUGGUUCUUCGGCAGCCAAUCAGCUGCCAGCGUGGCUCUGACUCAUCGCAGGUGUUGUAAAACAUCAAACUCACAACCGCCACGACCACAGAGGAAGUGUGAAACAGGAAGCCAAGGUUUAAACGUAUCACUUUCACUAGUCCAGUUUUUAUUCACGUGGUUGUAGAUUCUAAAACUGUUUUGCUUUCUCUUGUCAUGAGCUCUGACAUCUCGCAGAAGUCAUGUUGUCGGUGUUAUUCAAUCUGUGUGGUUCGCCUGCGGUUCCUUGUGGCAUGACGACCACUAACAAAGGAAACAAGGCCUUGAAGGUGAAGAGGGAGCCCGGCGAGAACGGGACGAGUCUUACGGACGAUGAGUUGGUGUCCAUGUCGGUCCGUGAACUCAACCAGCACCUGCGCGGUCUGUCGAAAGAAGAGAUCCUGCAGCUAAAGCAGCGCCGGCGGACGCUCAAGAACCGCGGCUACGCUGCCAGCUGCCGCGUGAAACGAGUCACCCAGAAGGAGGAGCUAGAGAGGCAGAAGGCGAAGCUACAGCAGGAAGUGGAAAAGCUCGCCUCUGAAAACGCCAGUAUGAAAGUGGAGCUGGACGCGUUGCGCUCCAAAUACGAGGCUCUGCAGAGUUUCGCCAGAACUGUGGCACGAGGGCCCGUGGUGCCCGUUUCUAAUGCAAUCUCUCCCCGCGGGUCAUUUGCGUCUGUCAUCGGGCCCCUCAUUCCUGGCAAGGUGGGAGCCACGAGUGUUAUCACGAUAGUUAAAUCUAAAACUGACGCGAGGUCUUAGUGCCCUACAGAGGGAGCGAGAGAGAGUGUUGGUCAGUGCAUGAUGGUUUAGGCGCGGGACAGAAAGUGUUGAUGUCGUUUUGGGGCUGAAGUUAGACUGAAAUAGCCUUCACCUUUUCUGGUUCAUGGGUUACUAAAGGAGAAAAGCACAUCUAGCACGGUUAAUUCACUUGGGCUUCCAAAAUAGUCUCCAAAUUACCAACGAAACAAUCUGAAAACAUGCAGCCAAAUUGUCAUUGUGGACGUCUGUGUUAUUGGUGUGAGAUUUGUAAUUUUGUAAAAACGUUGGCGACUUUGUAUUGUGUGUUUCACAUGAGGUCCAAGUUCAGUGUUUAUGUUAUUGUACUUUUUAUACAGUGUUCUUUGUUUAUUUUCUCUUUGGAGAUGCCACGUUAAUGUCCUUUUGUUUACGGACUGCAGGCACACAACACUUUAUUAACGAUCAGGCUUCCAAACUCUUCCACCGUCUCCGUAUUAGGCCCUGGAACUCAAGGAGAAGGUCAAUAAAAUAGGAUCUUUUCCAUAUAAUGAGAUGCGAAAUGUAAUUGACGUCAGCCAAUGUGGAGCUCCCUUUACCUGAGCCUAACUUAUGCACUGACCAAUCACUGAUGGGCAGGAGGAGAGGAGGCGGAGUCAAACGAGCUGAUGUUGUUCAUAUGGUAGCUAUCAGGAUCUCACACCAGUUUAUGUGCUUACUCGUCCAUUUUCAGGACAGAAAAUACUUUUAUUAUGACAGAUGAGACUUUAUUGGCAAGGCAAUAACAUAUUUAUGUUAUGCAAUGUUACAUUACAGCUUGUAUUUGCUUUUGUUUGUUUCAUGGUGAAUGACCUUCACAGUGAAGGUUAUAAUGUCUGUCACUGUCAGUAAAUCCAGAGAGAUUUUUCACUAUAUCAAUUGAUGUCUUACAUUGUUGAGUAAAAACAAGAUAAGAGAAAAAAAAUCUUCAAGCUUCUGCUUUUGAAAGCCGGACUGUCGUGCGAUAUAAACUGGUGAUAUCUCACAAGCGUUACCAUAAAUUUGUUGCUGUGACAUUGCGUAACGUAUUCUAAGAAUCUUUGUCUAUAUUGGUGGAGUCUUGAAUUUUAUAUUACAAAAAAUAACAGAGUAUCUUGCAUUAUUUAUAAAACGUUUAAAAAAGAAAUAUAAAGUAGUUUGAUAGCUCUCUUUUUUGCAAUUGUACCGAAAGUGGCUUAACUAUUGAAGUCGAUAGCUUUUUCUAGUGACUAGGCGCGUAAAACUGUGGACUAGCGCGUGUGGUGUGAUUCGUUCUGGUGAGGUGGCGCUGUUGUUUACGAUGUGACUCACUUCUGAUUUCAGUCAAACGCAGACGAUGAGCGUACGGUACCAGCUACGAUCCCUGUAGUCUAGCGGUAAAUGCAUAAAUCUUUUCUGCGAGAGCUUGAAAGUUGGUUUCGUCCGUUGUUAAAUGGACACAUUCAAAGCGAAGUGCGUUUAACACACUUAAAGACUUCUCAGGACAGCGUCACUACUUCAAGGGUUUCGGGGAUGCGACGGUCGCCUCAUCCUCUGCGUUUGAGUCCUUUUACCUGAUGUGUGAUUUUUAUAUAUUUUGGUGUAAAACGUUUCUAUGGUAUAUUUGUUGUUGUUUUUUUCUCUUGUAAUUGAGUUGUUUUCUUUAAAUGCCAGGGAAGUGACUGCUGCGCCUGCACUGAUUUAUAUGAAACAAACGAGCGAUGUGCGUCUGCUGUAUAACGUUUGACAUACGGCUGCUCUCGAUGCUGCAACGCCGUUCCUAGUGCGACUCAAAAUAUAUGCGUUUUCUCAUAAAAGACGACCUUAAAACAUUGAUAACAUUUUUACAAAUAUAUUCUUGCUUUUUUGGCCAAAUACGUUCUCCAUUUAGAAAAGAGGCUAAAAAUCAAUAGCAUAAGAAUUAAGAACAAUUAUUAUGUUGCGUUCACGUCUUGUCGGAAUUAAUGUAAUUGCUUCGACUGGGAACUGUUUAUAUCCUCAGAAAUUAUUUGUUUCAAUGGUAAUGCUCAAAAGGCCAAAAGUGAUCCUUUGAUGUUGAUGACGUCAAUAAUAGAGGUUGACCAAUUAUAAUCGGGUUUACCGAUUAAUCUGUGCCGAUAGUUGCUUUUUGGAAAUAUUGGUUAUCGGCAAAAAUCUACCGUAAAAUGCUUUUUUCAGCAUUUUGGCAUUCCAAAAUAAGAGUGGUGUUUUCGGGCUUGUUUAUACUUAGAAGUCCCAUGUUUCGCACCAAAUCAGAUUUUUUUCUGGUUAUUAUUGGGAUUUUGGUUCAACAAAAAACUGCUUUUGGGAGUUUAUUCAUUUUGGACUCUCUGUCUUUGCCCGCCAUUGUAAAGAAAGUAUAAGUUUUUUUUUUACAUUCUAUAAUUCGAUUUUUAAAAGCUAUCAUCCGAUUAAUCGGUUAUCGGCCUUACCUUAGAUAUCGGUAACGGCAAAAUCCACUAUCGGUCGACCUCUGGUCACUAUAUUAAUUCACCUCUUUAUGCACUUGGACUAAUAUUUGUUAUAAUAAAAUGCCAUUAAACGGUACAAUGUCUCACAAUCGCUAGCCAACCAUGGCAAUUUUGGUUGUUUUCAUGAGUUUCAAACUUGCAAUUAUGAGUUUGACAAAGAUGUGAAAGUAUUUACUACUCGUCAUUUCUGUAAUUCUGACAAGACGUGAACAUUAAUGCUUUGAAAGACAGAACAAUGUUCCGUGAUCGCUAGCAUACGACUUUUAACUAUUAAAGCCACUGCACUUUUGGUUAGGUAAAAUUCAGAGUUUCAAAUUUGUUAUUACUCGCUUGACGGAGAUGUAAGUGUUUUUUACUACGUGUAAACUCCAAAUUAUGGUAUUUUACGACGAUACAUGAAAGCAGCUUUAAAAAAAACGGCAAAAUCUGAAGCAAACGACUUUGAACGACUUUGAACGACAUACAACUCAAGAUUUUUAUAGUUUAGUCCAGAGUCUGAUAUUAAGACAAUCUCCGUAGAAGUGUACAGCACACAUUUGCUUUCCACAUCAUUUACGAUUGAAGAAUUCCCUUUGAACGUGUUUUCGCAUUGCACUGAUCUGGCAUUUUAAGAACACAUUUGUUGUUGGUAUAUUUGUACGACAAGUUUUAUUUUUAUUAUUAUCAAUGUAAAUCAACUGAAAAAUCGUCCUCUAACUGGCUAAUCUGUGAAAUUGUUUUGUAACAAAGUCUUUGGUCCAUCUCCACGUUGCUUUCGUAACUAAUGGUAGCGUUCUAUUGGCUGUUGCAGUUCUGUGGCGUGUCCGACAUUCUAUACGCAAUGUGUCGAAAGGUUAAAGAAUAGAAUGUUCUAGAUCUUCUAGCUUACUCGCAAACGAUGAUAAUGUGAUUUUUGUGUUCAUGUGUCAGGUAGCACUACUGCCUAAUAAUGACGCAAUGGAUUUUCCAAACGUUUCUUCCAAAUGUUCCAAUUUUUGUCGUUUUUGUUGUGGUGAUUUGGUGUAAAAGUGACAUAUGCAAAUCGGCCUGUGGUAGGAAAGGAUCACGACCUCUCAAUAGGAAUGUCAUCCGUAAAUAAUCGCUUAUGAGGGCACGACGAAUUCAGUAUUGCGCAACACUUACAUUUCUGCAAAAAAUUCACCCAAUUGAUAAUUGCCGUCUGAUACGCUCUAGAUUUACCCAGAAAGGGCUUCGCAACUGAGGACUGAACUCAGAUUUUAUAGUUCAUUUAAAUCAAUCUUUCUGUUCCUUCCCUGUCUGAAACGGUGCCAUGUCCCGAGAGGCAAACGAAACGGCUCUUAAUUGUAAACUAAGACAAUCCUGAGAAUAACCACUCUCAAACAUUUCUUAAAAAUGACUUGUAAUUCUGUCAUCGUUUACAAACCCAAACGACUAAAAUGAUUUUUCGGUCCUAGUUUGAGUUUGAAAAGAGCGGUAACAUUUGCUAAACAUCUUUUGCGUUCCUCGGAAGAAAGAGGGUGAGUAAAUGAUGACAGAAUUUCCAUUUAUGGGUGAACUAUCCUUUUAAGACCCAUUGGUCAAAAAAAGGGGUCGGUUCAGAUAUUAAUCGUAGACUCUCUUUAAGCAGAUCGAAGCGAGCGGUCGAGCUGGACAGUCCCGUGUGUCCAGUUCUGUUGCUGGGGAAAGUGGGCACUACCUCUGAAUUCAUGCCCUACUUCUCCUACAAACUCUCAGACUUCUACAUUGUCUUGACUUUUAUUCGCUCUUGUGAAGCCCCAAUGUGUUCCUGCUCUUAAAAACACUUUUGUGUCUUGUCUCGCGGGACGUGCAUUACCAUGUUUCACUCUAAAUGAUUUUAAAGACUUUAUUUCUCCAGUUUCCUGUUAAUGUUUAAAGGGAUAUUUCACCCGAAAAUGUAAAUUCUGUCAUUGUUACUCACCCCCUUUUGAAUAAUCUUCACACAGGUCUGUUCAAAGUGACCACGACUGUCCAGAUCCAUAUGGACAGUCCAUAUUACCUGUGUUACGGUAAUGAGAAUUGGGAAAGAUUAUCAGUGAAUCAUGAUAAAAUUUCUGUCUGUUGCUCUCACAGAGCUAUGGCAUUACUUCUGUAGACUUGGAAGUCCUGUGGGCUGCUUUUAUGGUUCUUUUUGUCCAUUUUGGAGUAGCAAACAUUCUGCUCACAUCUACUCAUCUGCAAUGGGUUUACAACGCUAUCAGGGUGAGUAAACAUGACAGAAUUGUGGGGUGAACUGUCCCUUUAAGACUUUCGCUCCGUGUGUUUUAUCUGUUUAAAGAGGUUUCAAUCAUUAACUCCUCAUCCAGCUGCUAGACAUGAUGUUUUUGAACAUUUGACGUUUCCUCCAGAUUCACAGCUCAAUAAUCGAGGAACGCGUGUCUCUAAGCUUCUAGAUGUUUGUGUUGAUGUCGCUAUUGUUGGCGUUCAUUUCAACCUAAAACUGGUUUGUGUUCUAUAUAAGUGAAUCGUUUGAAUGCCGUUCCGGUUCCCUUUUCAAUUGGACUUUUUCCCCUUUCUAAAAGUCAUUUCCUUUUUCUCGCAUCCACACAAGCUCAUCAGACUGCAGUUUAUCUCUGUACCGUCUGUAAACGGUCAAAUAUGUCAAGCUAUAAAUAGCUGUGAGUUUAUUAUUAUGAUGGAUUUUUUGGUCUAAAAAAGAAAUAAAUGCUCCUGUUGUUUCUGUAUGGGGUGUGUUAAGAUAUCCUUGUUCUUUAUAUGGGAAAUAUAGAUACCGUGAAAGUCCAUUUAAUUGUAAGUAUUUAUCAAUUAAGUUAUUGUACUUUUGCAAUUUGUAGAUAGCGAAGUAAUAUAAUGUAUUGGUAUAUAACGAUGAAAUUAACUGUAUCAGUCAGUCUGGAGCGUCCUUUAAUUUAUUGAUGUAUAUACUGUAUGCUUAUUGAUAUACAGCUUACUUUAUUUUAUAUAUGACCAAUAAAUACAUUUUGAAAAAGAGACAUUUGUCUGUUUUUUUCCCCACCUGAUAACUGUGUGUGUGUGUGUGAC